Messenger RNA from Melitaea cinxia (Glanville fritillary), 1683 nucleotides. RefSeq lists its product as uncharacterized. The transcript is spliced from 5 exons. The record is from RefSeq and is a predicted model, not a curated record. Lineage: Eukaryota; Metazoa; Arthropoda; Insecta; Lepidoptera; Nymphalidae. Bases 1 to 1683 code for a protein of 560 amino acids.
AUGAUACUGUAUGAAAAUUGCGAAAUAAUACUGAGUGUCUAUUUAUAUUUGAUUGUCAAAAUUAUUUGUAAUAUCGUAGCGAAUUGUCGAUUAUCAAUGUUCAACAAACAGCCGACAUUGACAAGUAUUCCAGAACAGAUAGAGAAAGAAGAAGAAAUCAUAAAAUGGGUACCGAAGAAGAAACAUGAAGUUCUGAAAGCGAAAUAUAAAUGUCUAAAGAAACUCUUUCAAAUAUAUGAUGCAAGUGUCAUAGGGAUUUUACCGCAGAAUUAUCCGGAGCAACAAUUCGAUGAUGAGAGAACCCAUAGAAGAAGGAGAUCUCGCAGAACCAAGACUGACGCAUGCGCUGGAACUACAGAAGUGUCCAGCGGUGAUGUAUCAAAGACUGAAGCGGCUACAGUUAUAAACGAACUAAAGUUAGAUCUAAACACAUCUUCACAAACCGUUAAAUCUAAUUCAUCAAUAUCAAAUACAAGAGAUGAUAAAAGUACUAAAGAUUCAAACGACUCCUCGAUUGGUGACGUAAGUGACGAACGUUCGGUAAGUCGGAAGAAACCGACUCGUUUCCAAAUUUUUCUGCAAAGAAUUUUAGGUAUAAGGUGCGACAAAAAUGAUGGCUAUGGUGGAAGUGAUAAUAAUAUUAUGCGGGAAAGGCGGCGGCGAAAUGGUCUACGAUUUCGAAGAUUAAGGCGUUCGAGGAAAGCGAAAUCCGAUAUAGCGUUAAGGGAUGGGAAGGAGCCAGUAAUUUUAUCUUACGUGCAAUCUAUUCAACGGAGUUAUUUGACUAAUACAACGCCACGACAUUGUCCCAUGGUUGGGUGUAGAAAAAUAUCUUACGGUAUAAUAAAGUACAAUGAUCAUCUCAACCUGUGCCACUUUCCGGAUCGGAAGUAUGUGUGCCAUUAUUGCCAUGAAGGUUUUACUAAAGAGUAUGAAAAGGUCUUACAUGAGAAUGAACACAUUGGUAUAAAUAAAGUAAAUGCUCAAGUUACUUCUGCACCUUCUACUACAAGAUACACAACAAAAAUAGCAAGCAACACCCAAACUGAGCCAGAAAUACCUAAAAUCGAUGUACCAGAAGAGAAAUUAAAGAAAAUUGUUUCGUUCUUCGACAAAAUCACAGACCCUGAAGUUUUGGCAGAAAUUAAGAAUCGAUCUUCAGGGACAAACAUUCAGACUUCCCAGAAUUCUUCAAAGUCUGAAUCUCAAUCUGAAACGACGAAAUCAGAUGUAAGUUCGAGUCAGAAGACAAGUUCUGAAAAAAGAGGCUCAAGUUGUGCCCACUUCCAUAGAGGAAGUAAAACUUCUUUUUAUUCAGACCUAACUCCAAAAUACGAGCCAGUGAGAUGUCAGCUGUGUGGGGAGAAUUUUGAUCACAGACGACAACUCAGUCUACACAUUGACCUCGAGCAUCGUAUAAACGACAAAUUUUCAAAGUUCCACAGCUGUGCAGGCAUUAUCAACCAUCGUCGUCCGGAUCACAAAAUGAUACACAACACCAAAAAUUCGGAAACAUCCAUAGAAACAACGAAUAAAUCCUCAGAAAACCUAAGUUAUGAUCCAUCUACGAAUAUAGUCUACUAUACUUCAACUGAAUCAGUAGUGCCGAUUAAAGAUUUUGAGAGCUAUGUUGGUGACUUUCGUUCGUCUAAGGAUUUCAUCAUUCCUGACCCUGUCACGUAG